GGGAGUGUACUGGGCUUGGUAGAAAUUAUGAAUGUUUGGCGUCGGGAUGAGCAAACCAUCCUCCCCCUGAUCCUUUCGCUGACAUCAGUACCUCGUUUCUAAUUGUGCAGAGUGUGAAGAUGGCAACUCCUCCAAACCCUACUGACGGGAACCCCCAAAAUCCAGUUCCGGAAGCUGUAAAGCCAGUGACCAAUGAUCAACAAGAUGCCGACAAAGGAGCUACCAAGGAACCAUCAAUAUUCGUAAACACAGAACCGAUACGAGAAGAACAAGUGCAGAAUGCUGUAAAGUUCCUUUCACACCCAAAGGUUAAAGGAUCUCCUGUUAUGUAUAGAAGAUCUUUUCUUGAGAGGAAAGGCCUUACAAAGGAGGAGAUAGAUGAAUCAUUUCGUCGUGUCCCUGAUGAAUCCCCUGGUAUUUCAACUACUCAACCAGCUGUUGUGAAUCAAGGUGUCCCAUCACAGCCUACCUCAAGUAUUCAACCACAAGCCCCAACUCAGUCUCUGCAACUGCAACCUGCAACUGCUCCCAGUUUGAGGAGUAGGUUUCAUUGGUCACAUGCUUUGCUUGCUGUUGGAGUUCUUGCUAUAUCAGGAGCUGGAACUGCUGUAGUUUUUAAGAAUGCUGUUGUUCCUAGAUUGAAAUCUUGGAUACGUAAAGUUGUACAUGAAGAAGAUGAAAAAGAGGACCUUGACAAUGAAACAAACAGAAAGCCGACAUUGGCUGAAGAAGCAGCUGCUGCUGCAAAAGCUGCAGCUGCAGCAGCAUCUGAUGUGGCUCGUGCUAGCCAGGAGAUGCUGGCCUCAAAAACUGAAGAGAAGAAAUACUUUGGGGAACUUUUGAGUCUUUUGGAUGUGCAAGUCCAGGAAAUGAAGUCAAUGAGUAACUCAAUAAAGAAGUUAGAAGGACAAAAUAACAACAUUCCAGGGCGAGAGGUUCAAGUCACAAGCACAAGGCCACCAUACACAAAUGGCAGGACAGAUUACGACUCCCGGUCAGUUAGAUCCUUGUCACCACCACCUGCAUCUGUAGUGGAACCCCCCUCUGCUACACCCUCCCACCCUAAAUCUUAUAUGGAGAUAAUGUCUAUGAUUCAAAGAGGCGAAAGGCCUCCCAACAUCCGAGAAAUCAAUGAUCAACCACCAAACCCUGAUCAACCUGUAUCAAAUCCUCGCUUAACACCAAAACCUAAGCCUUGGGAGUCACAGUCACAGUCACAGGGUGGCAGCUCGAUCUAUGAAAAUAGCAAUAAUGGGCUUAACGAGUACGGAGCGGGCCCACAUCUGUCUAUCAGGCUAAUGGAGAAGCGACCUGUUCAGCGGCCUGCGUGGGUCCCACCUCAGGCGCCACCUGUAGCCAUGGCUGAGGCGGCAGCCGCCAUCAGGCAACCGAAGAAAUCACCCUUUGAAAAGGAACAAGGACAGCAGUUGACAGAUGAACAGUUUCUGGCUAGGUCAACUGAGGUGACAGAUGAGUUGCAGAGGAUCACAAAAAUAUCUGAAUCGGGCGGUGAGGUGGCGGCAGAUGGUGGUGCAGGGGGGAGCAGCUCGGUGGGGAUGAAUACAAGUGAGAUUCAGAGAGAGGAAGAAGGGUCGUAUUAUGAGGCCUGA
Molecule: messenger RNA, 1610 nt
Organism: Lactuca virosa
Lineage: Eukaryota; Viridiplantae; Streptophyta; Magnoliopsida; Asterales; Asteraceae
Source: the annotation of a GenBank genome assembly